This is a messenger RNA of Phodopus roborovskii (desert hamster), 1832 nucleotides long. RefSeq names its product acylcarnitine hydrolase. NCBI's taxonomy places the organism in Eukaryota, Metazoa, Chordata, Mammalia, Rodentia, Cricetidae. Gene Ontology annotation, cellular component: intracellular membrane-bounded organelle. Gene Ontology annotation, molecular function: carboxylic ester hydrolase activity. The transcript has 12 exons. Bases 38 to 1723 code for a protein of 561 amino acids. The record is from RefSeq and is a predicted model, not a curated record.
CCUACACAGCAGCACAGACUCAGGCCUAGAGCUGAUCAUGGCACUGAAUCAACUUCAAAGUGGGCUGAAUGCUGUGGUCAUUGGGUUCCUGUUUCUCCUUCUCCACGUGCAGGGUCAGGACUCAUCAGAGACACGCCCCAUCAGGAACACACACACAGGCCAGGUCCGAGGCAGCCUCAUCCAAGUGAGUGACACCAAAGUUGGUGUCCACAGAUUCCUGGGAAUUCCCUUUGCCAAGCCACCUGUAGGAUCACUGCGCUUUGCACCCCCUGAAGCCCCUGAACCAUGGAGUGGUGUGAGAGAUGGGACCUCAUAUCCAGCCAUUUGUCUGCAAAAUGUUGAUAUGAUGAAUUCAGAGACCCUAAAGAAUCUAAAAAUGACCCCGCCUCCCAUCCCCAUGUCUGAGGACUGCCUGCAUCUCAAUAUCUAUGCACCAGUUCAUGCCCAAGAGGGCUCUAACCUCCCUGUGAUGGUGUGGAUCCAUGGUGGUGCUCUGGUUGUAGGUAUGGCUUCCAUGUAUGAUGGAUCCAUGCUGGCAGCCAUUGAAGAUGUGGUGGUGGUCACUAUCCAGUACCGCCUCGGUGUCCUGGGCUUCUUCAGCACUGGAGACCAGCAUGCCAGAGGGAACUGGGGCUUCUUAGACCAAGUGGCUGCCCUACGCUGGGUCCAGCAGAAUAUCGCCCACUUUGGAGGCAACUCUGACCAGGUUACCAUUUUUGGAGAGUCAGCAGGUGGCACAAGUGUGUCUUCACAUGUUGUGUCCCCCAUGUCCAAAGGACUCUUCCAUGGUGCCAUCAUGGAGAGUGGAGUAGCUGUGUUGCCUGGCCUCAUCUCUAGCUCCUCUGAGAUGGUUUACCAAACGGUGGCCAACCUGUCUGGAUGUGAGACCAUGGACUCAGAGGCCCUGGUGCACUGUCUGAGAGCCAAGAAUGAAGCAGAGAUUCUGGUCAUUAACAAGGUCUUCCAGGUCAUCCCUGCUGUGGUGGAUGGGGAGUUUCUACCCAGGCAUCCACAAGAGUUGUUGGCAUCUGUGGAUUUUCACCCUGUCCCCAGCAUCAUAGGUGUCAACAAUGAUGAGUAUGGCUGGAUCAUCCCCACGGUUGUAAACAGUGCUCAGACAAUAAAGGAAAUAACCAGAGAGAACCUGAAGGCUGUUCUGAAGAAUACAACAGCACAAAUGAUGCUGCCUCCUGAAUGUAGUGACCUGCUAAUGGAAGAGUACAUGGGGGACAUUGAGGAUCCCCAAGCCCUCCAAUCACAGUUCACAGAGAUGAUGGGAGACUUCAUGUUUGUGAUCCCUGCACUCCAAGUAGCACAUUCUCAGCGUUUCCUUGCCCCUGUAUACUUCUAUGAGUUCCAACAUCAACCCACCUUUGUCAAGCAAUUCAGGCCAUCGCACGUUGAGGCUGACCAUGGUGAUGAGGUUCCUUUUGUCUUCGGGUCCUUGUUCUGGGGUGUGAAAUUUGAGCUCACUGAGGAGGAGAAGCUACUGAACAAGAGGAUGAUGAAGUAUUGGGCCAAUUUUGCAAGACACCUCUCUCCCAACAGCGAGGGUCUACCCUACUGGCCAACAUUGGACCAUGAUGAGCAGUACCUGCAGCUGAACAUCCAGCCUGCUGUGGGCCGAGCCCUGAAGACCAGAAAGCUGCAGUUCUGGACCAAGACUCUGCCCCAGAAGAUACAAGAGCUAAAGAGGUCACAGAACAUGCACAAAGAACUAUAGUGCCCUAUGUGAGGAAUGGUGUGUGGGCUUGGCUGCUGAUGGGGUUAGCCUGAGGUUCCAAAAAUAUACUGAGGAACCUGGAUUGAUUUUAGCAUUCACAUAACCUCUG